Molecule: messenger RNA, 3759 nt
Organism: Adelges cooleyi (spruce gall adelgid)
Lineage: Eukaryota; Metazoa; Arthropoda; Insecta; Hemiptera; Adelgidae
Gene: p130CAS
Product: enhancer of filamentation 1
Exons: 8
Coding region: 326-2158 (610 amino acids)
Biological process (GO): cell surface receptor protein tyrosine kinase signaling pathway; cell migration
Cellular component (GO): cytoplasm; plasma membrane
Molecular function (GO): protein binding
Source: RefSeq, a predicted model, not a curated record
AGAACCUGGUACUCGAUUGCCGCUGACUGCAGGGUCGCUCGGCUCGUCUGCUCUACUUGUAUAAUACCCACGAAUGACUCAUGUUUUUGGUAUGAGUCAUGAAAAGACGAAAAAAAAGAUGUUAUUUCCUUUGACUCGAUUCGAUUUCAACGGAAAUCCAGUAAAUUUAAUGUAAAUAUAAACAAUUAAUGAAACGCUUGGAUAAAUAAUAAUUAACAAAAUGAGCAAUAGAGCAGCAAUCGCGACGUUUAGAGAAACAGUUGUCACAGUUGAACUACAGUAAUCAUUGUGGUCUGUGAACAUUUUUUUUUUUUUUUUAUUCAAAAUGAUACAAUUUCACUCGAACGGUUCUCUAAACAAUGGUUGUACGAAUUGCAUUGCUCGAGCUAUGUAUGAUAAUAUUGCUGAAACACCUGAUGAACUGGCAUUUAAGAAAGACGAUAUAUUAACAGUAUUAGAACAGAAUACUGCUGGUCUUGAAGGCUGGUGGUUAUGUUCUUUACGUGGUCGCCAGGGAAUUUGCCCGGGAAAUCGAUUAAGACUAAUACCUGGAUUAUAUGAAAUUGAACAACAAGUCUUACCAAACUGUGGUCGAGAACAAACUCAACUUAACUCGGAUAACAAACAACCAAGCUGGCAUUCAAAUUUAAAUAAAAUAGUGUCACAGCAAAAAUUAGGAGAUCUUAUGUAUGACAGUCCUCAAAAAUCAGUCGACUCUAAUGGUUAUAAUAUACCACCAACAAAUCAUAGUAAGCAAAUUUUCGUACGUACAAAUGAAUAUUAUUUUAAAUUUUUAUUGUUUACCAAUAUAGAUCGUAUCGUGAGUGAUUGUAUGGACCGACCUAGUAGUAUUGGUAGCAGCAGUGGUUGCUGUAGUGACAGUUACGAUGCGCUUCCGAGCCAACAUACAUUAGCAUCGAAAGAAAGUUAUGAUGUACCAAAACCCAUUAAUAUCCAAUUAACCCCUAGCAGUUCAGUCAGUUCCUUAUCAACAGGCGGUGCUUGUAGUAGUCCAAGCGGAGGUGAAUCCAAUCGGUCCAGUAUUGCUCAUGAUUAUGAUGUACCAAAAACGCGAACGACAGCUUCAUUAAUUACCGAGUUUCAAAACGUAUCAUUAAAUAGUGAAGAUUAUGACGUUCCUUCCAACCACGUGCAACCGAAAGAGUUACUCCUUAGUUUGAACUCUGCAUUGGAUUGUUUAGAUAAAUUAACAGUAGAUAUAUGUUCUACCACUACUCGGCUUUUAGGAUUCGCCAGUCCAAAAUGGAGAAACCAAAAAAACUUGGAAGCAAACAUAUCUGAUAUAAAACUAAUUUCCAAUAAUCUAAAAGAUGGUUUACAAAAAAUUAUCGAGUUUUCCGAAGGUUGUUUAGGAAAUUCAUUGAAAGCGCCCGACAAAGGAAUUUCAGUGAAACUUCAACCUUUAGUAUUAAAUUUAAUACAAAUUUUUAAAAUGAUAAAUUAUUCUAUAAACUCUUUGGACUAUUUGGGUUGGUCUCCUAGUGUUUUGAGUCGAGAUUCGAAUGUCGAAUGUGAAUAUUCAGAAGACGCUUUAGACAAAGUUGUUUCAUGUGCUAAACUUCUGACUGACGACAUACGCCAAAUAACAUCAUUUAUCAGAGGAAACUCUACACUGUUGUUCAAAAAAAGAUUAUAUCCCCAAGAAAAAGAAGACGGUUACGAGUAUGUUAGCAGUGAGGUAGAAUCGAAAAAAUAUGAAAUCGACAGCAACAACAAGAUGUCUAUAAAUUUUACUGACGAAGACAAAGAAAUUUAUGAAUUUUACACUCUACAAAUAAUAAACCAGACAAAUAUUUUGGCUCACUGUGUACAUUUGUUUCUACAAACUGUCGAGCACAAUCGACCGCCAUCGAUAUUCGUUGUACAAGUGAAAUAUGUGAUAUUGAUUGCGCAUCAGUUGGUCCUAAUUGGAGAUACGAUAUGCCAACGUGUUCAAGAGUCUAGUGUGAAAAAUCAUGUGAUACAAUGUUCAAAUGCAUUAGCAGAAUGUAUUUCAUCGACGGUGGAAAAGUCAAAAAGAGCCGCUCAGUUGUUUCCCAGUGUAGGUGCUGUGCAAGAAAUGGUAGACUCCAUUAUAGAAAUCUCCCAUAUUGCAAACGAUUUGAAAAUAUCUGUUUUGAAAACGGCCAAUACAUAAACUACUUUUUCCAAUACAUCUCUAAUGUGUAAUCACCAGUAUUUAACUAGUCAAUAAUGGUAUUAAGUAUAUCGAUAUAGUAAUACUAAAAUUACUAAUAAUUUCUCUUAUUGAGCAUGGAACGUAGUAAAUAAUGUGAUAAUAUAACGACAUUUUUUUUCUAAUAGAAUAAUAUUGGAACUAAUUGUGUACUUAAAAUAAUUUAUUGUGUUAAAAUAAAAACAAUACUAGCCACUAGUGUUAUAAAUUAAAUAUGCAAUAAAAAAAAAUGUCUAUGUUAAUGCUCCUCAUUAAAAUAAUAAUAGAUUCUUUUCUUAAACUAAAUAACAAUAUUAUAAAUACUUAUAAAAACUAAUCUUUAUGUUUACGAAAAAGGAUAAUAUAAGUAUAAGUAGUAUAGCCUUAACAAUUUAUAAUUGGUUAAAACUCAUUAAGAUAUUGUAAUCAUGAAAUUUGAUUUAUUCUAAAAAUAACGUUUGAUAUAAUUAUCGAUAAAAAAUUACGUUAUAAUGAUGGUAUCAAAAUUUUUUAAAUUACCUCGUAAAUUGCCUUAAAUUGCCUCGUACACGAAACCUAUAAAUGAUUCGUUAACCACAUUAGAAUUAAAGAUUUUUCCUACUUUCAAUAAUAGAGUUUAAAUAGUAUACAUGUUUUAAACCAAUAUAAAUUGGUAUGUAUGCAUAAUAGUUAGUUUUUAUAAUAUAUACCUAAUAUUUAAUAUGAUUUUUAAAUGUUUUAUUGACGUAUUACAUCGAUAAAAAUAAUUUAAAAUGUGUUUCACAUUCGAUUGGUUAAAAAGUUUUUUUUAAUGUUUUAAAGUUAGGACUCUAAUAUUUUCUAUUUGUAUUUCUUUAAACUUAUAGUUUCCAUUGCAUGACAAAAAAAAUGCAUUUUUUUUAUACAAAACCAUUUGCAUUUGUAUUUUAUUUUGCCCAAUUUUUAUUUAGUAUUUUGUGUGUUACUUUUUAUUUUUUGAAAAAUAUAGUCUUUUUUAAAUAUUUCUCACUUUUUAUUGUAUUUUUGUUUGAUUCUGUGAUUUAAGUGUUCCUAUGUUUUUAAACAACUCUUAUUUAUACUAAAUUUACUAAAUUGUAAACAUUUAUUUAAGUAUUUGUGGUUAAUAAUAUGUUGUAUGUGUCAACAAUUAUAAUAUAUAUAAGCCGUCGAGAGUAAAAGUAGUGUAAGACACGUUUUCUUACAAUCUGAAAUAUCACCACCGGAUGAUAAUUCUACCAUCAGUCUAUUGCCUGUGAAAUUGGCAAAUGAACUAUUACAUUAUUUUUAAAUACAUGUACAGCAUUCAUACUUCUAAAUUUUUAUUUCUUGACUUUAAACUUUCGUGACUUCCACCACUUCGGCUCUCAACGGUUUGUUUAACAAUUUUUUAGAAAUAAAAAAUAGCUUAACUUUUUUUACAAAAAUUUUAUAAUUGAAAUCUAUUAUAAGGGAGUUUAACUCGAAGGUAGUAUUUGUUUUUUUUACAUAAUAUUUGUACUAAUUUUGAUAAUACAAUAGUUUAUAGUUCUGUUUAUAAUACAUUUUAAGUACAUAACAUGUUGUGAAAUAUUAUAUAUAUUUAAUGUUUUAGUGUUAUUUUUCAA